AUGAUUCGACAAGGGCACAUCGAGCUCGAGCAAGGUAGCGACCUUGGACGUGGUGGCACAGCAUUGCGGGCUGGCAGCCCGAUGUCUGUCGUCCUGCCCGAGGAAGCGGGAGCUCGUUUCCUCACCAGACGCAUCGAUAGCGAUCCGGUGUGCCAUGUUCCUCGCAGUCGGCACCCUCAACAAAGCAUAAACGACGAGACGAGAGCGAAACAGGAGAUGGGACCGAGCAGAAGUGCAGUGGUGUUUUGCGCUUGUGAGGUUGACGAGUGGGUCUGUGGGAAGAGGCUAGGCAACCAGCUAGGAACGGGUGGGCCGGGGCGCAGCGAGACACGGCAGCGAGACGGGUUUGGCGCUAAUGCUGCUGCUGCCCCCAACCCCGGCCAGAGUGACGAUGCCCUGCGCGGUUCACCCAUCGCAGGGCGGGUAGGGUCCGCGCUGAUUUGUCUUGUAUCAAGCCGGCAAUGGGGUGCCUCGAGGGAGCAGAGUGUCGCCGGCGGUGAUUGGGCGGGGCCCGAAGGUUUCCGCCAACGUCGUGGCUGCAUGCACAGGACCGUCACUCAGACGCCUGCGCCCUCGCGAUAG
This is a messenger RNA of Zasmidium cellare ATCC 36951, 582 nucleotides long. RefSeq lists its product as uncharacterized. The coding region runs from base 1 to 582 and encodes 193 amino acids. The transcript is spliced from 3 exons. The record is from RefSeq and is a predicted model, not a curated record. Lineage: Eukaryota; Fungi; Ascomycota; Dothideomycetes; Mycosphaerellales; Mycosphaerellaceae.